Dentiscutata heterogama is the source of this 219-nucleotide messenger RNA. The record is from the annotation of a GenBank genome assembly. Lineage: Eukaryota; Fungi; Glomeromycota; Glomeromycetes; Diversisporales; Gigasporaceae.
UCAGUUACAGUAAUAAUGACAGAAGACAGUUAUAGCACAACAGAAGAUAGUCAUAGCAUUAGUAAUAUAGCAAAUAUUUAUAGUGAUCAUAGUUCAAGUGAUACUGAUGAUGGAACUGUUGGCCAUCCAAGAGAUAAAGUUUGGGAGUACUUUAAUAGAACAAAGUAUCCUAAAAAGAAAUAUUAUAGUGCUGGUUGCACAUUUUGUAAUGCAAGUUGA